Ictalurus furcatus (blue catfish) is the source of this 1732-nucleotide messenger RNA. RefSeq names its product tpd52 like 2a (gene tpd52l2a). Bases 155 to 703 code for a protein of 182 amino acids. The record is from RefSeq and is a predicted model, not a curated record. The transcript is spliced from 8 exons. Gene Ontology annotation, cellular component: cytoplasm. Lineage: Eukaryota; Metazoa; Chordata; Actinopteri; Siluriformes; Ictaluridae.
UCCCCUGCUGCUACGUCACUGUCAUGUUCCGGAAGUGUGAAUCUCAAGCGAAUAUAUCUACACGUCAACAGUCUGCUUACUAGCUGUGCUCGUCAUAUAAAACUACUGAACAGUUUAUAACGCGUUAAAUAUUAAACAACCUUUUCCAGUUGAGAUGGACGCUGAGGGCAGAGGUUCCUUCAGUGAGGGUGGAGCAAGUGGGAGAAGUUUGCCACCAGGCUUGACGGAGGAGGAAGCUGUGGAACUGGAGCUGGAGCUUACUAGGGUGGAGGAUGAAAUUCAGACUCUGAGGCAUGUUCUGACAUCCAAAGAGAGGCAUGCUGGGGAACUGAGGAGGAGGUUGGGUAUAAGCCCUCUGGCUGAGUUAAAAGGCAGCCUCACCAAAGGCUGGCAGGAAGUCCAGACUUCUAAUGCUUAUAUGAAAACCUCACAGACUCUUGGGGAUUUGAAUCAAAGAAUUACAUCAUCUAACGUUUAUCUUACAGCAUCUGCUACUCUGGAAGACAUUAGUCGUUCUGACGCGUAUAAGAAAACUCAGGAGACUCUGUCCCAGGCUGGUAUGAUAACAUCAUCUGCUUUCUCAUCACUGGGUUCAGCCAUCAGAAGCAGACUGGGAGAUAUGAGGAAUUCACCAACAUUUAAAAACAUGGAGGACAAGAUGUCCAAGGCAGCUGGAGGAAGCACGAAGGGCGAAGAUGCAUAACCGCCACCUGGCAGUGGUUCUGAACAGGAAGCACAGAUUCAUCACCAAAAUUGACCUCUGUGACCCAAACUACCCCAAGUCCUUUAAAGCGCUAUGCUGAAAACCAAGAGAUGACAUAACGUUGAAAUAAAUAAUGCUGAACAGUACUAAAGUCCCAAACUGCUGUUAAAGUCUACAACUACAUCUCUGCUGCUUACUUUAAAAGGAGAAACCUUAAACCUUGUGUGGAUUUAAAAAAAAAAAAAUAUCCACAGUGACAGUGUGUGAAUGCAUGAGGCACACGACUUGUACUACUGUUUUGCUCGUUUCGAAUGUAUAAAAACGUUUUCAGAAUGGUGUCUGCUCUGAUAUUACUACUGAUGUAAUUCACUUGUGGUUCCAUGCAGCAUCGUAUACACGCCUACACACUGUGGAUUAAAUGAAAACGCUUCCUUGGUAGUAUAUGUCCCUCCUGUUGCAUAUGAUUAAUGAGAAUGUAACAGAAUGCAUACUACAUCCCUUAUAACUCAGGGCAACAGGUGCUAGUGCAUUGACUAUAAUGUGAUGAAUGAACGAAUGCCUCAUAAACUGUUUUAUGGACUAUGAGGUAAAUGUUUCUGAUUUAAUUAAAAUAAUUAGUCUUUUUUGGGUUAAAUGAAAGACUCUGUUAUGCUUCUUUAUCUGGGUAUUUGGUUAAAUUAUGUUUAUCACUUUUUUGUGUUGUUUUCUGGUGUUACUAUGGUAAAAAGAAAUAUUUAGGUACACUUAAACAUUAAUAAACAACUGUUUGUUUGCUUGGCUGUCCUGAAGUUAGUAUUCAGGAUGUGCUUGAGAGGUUGAGUUAUUUUGGUGGAGGAGGAACUGAAAUAUGUUUUGGGUGGUGUCUAUUUUGCCUGGAUAAAUUAUGCAAAGAUGUUGACUUCAUCCUGAGACUGUUACCUUUAUCCCAUACACAGAUCUGAACAAGUCUGGCUUGUAACAUGUGAUUUUAUUGUAUUUAAAAUUAACAUGGUUAUAAACAUGCUUAAAUAAAUCUAGAGGUGGAAAACA